This is a messenger RNA of Drosophila simulans, 1322 nucleotides long. RefSeq names its product aprataxin-like protein. The coding region runs from base 25 to 1074 and encodes 349 amino acids. The transcript has 3 exons. NCBI's taxonomy places the organism in Eukaryota, Metazoa, Arthropoda, Insecta, Diptera, Drosophilidae. Gene Ontology annotation, biological process: double-strand break repair; single strand break repair. Gene Ontology annotation, molecular function: single-strand break-containing DNA binding; single-stranded DNA binding; DNA 5'-adenosine monophosphate hydrolase activity. The record is from RefSeq and is a predicted model, not a curated record. Gene Ontology annotation, cellular component: nucleus.
UUACUUUAAUCACCAGAAUUCGACAUGUCUCGGCAAUUCGGAUUAAUCAGAGACAUGGCGAGGACCGACUACCUGAUUACCUCCUCGGAGAUCGGUUCAGUUAUGCCCGACAAGUUUCCCAAGGCGAAGCAUCACUAUUUGGCCCUUCCACGGACCGACAUUCCCAGUAUUUUUCAUCUUAACCGGACACAUCUGCCGCUCUUAAGGGAGCUUCAUCAUCUGGCGCAAGAGGCUGUCAAAAUAAAAGGAGUUCAUUGGGAGGACUUCCAGGUGGGAUUCCAUGCCAAACCGAGCAUGCAAAGGCUCCACAUGCACGUCAUCUCCAAGGAUUUCGUAUCACCAUGUAUGAAGACCAAGAAUAAUUGGAACUCGUACACCACCGAACUAUUUGUUCCCUACGAAAAACUGUACGCUCAGCUGGAGAAGGAGAACUGCUUUUCCCGACUGCCAAAAUCUCUAGUAGAUGAGCUCUAUUCGCGGCCUCUGGCGUGUAAUCAAUGCGAGUUUGCCCCGGACUCGCUUUCGGACUUGAAGGCGCACUUGCUUUACCACUGGCAUAAUAAAGAUAAGGAGCGUGAGCAGAUGCACGUAAUAGAUGGAAUAAGUAAAAUGUCAUUACGAAACACUCCGCCGAAACACAUCGAAUCGCGGAAUUCGCCGAAACUCAAUCAGUGGAACCAUAGGUUGCAUCAAGGACCUAGGGCUUUUGGAAACGGUCAUUCUCAAAGUCAGAGCGACAACAGGCGCCCGGGAUACAAAGGGUGUCGACCACAGCCUCCGCAUUAUUAUACAACAAAACCUUUUGCUGUUGAGGGAAUUCUACACAAUGGGCAACAAAAUGGAGCGAGCCCAAGACGUUUAGCGAAAAAGGAUCAACAGAUCACACAUGAACAGCCUAAUCAGGACUCAAAUCAACAGAGUAGUCCAAACACACAGAAAGCUCAGCACCCAAGCUACAAUACUCAAAAGCCAAAUGUGCAUAAAGUAAAUUGGAAAACUAUUCCUACUCAAAUUCACCAAAAUGCGGUUCAGAAUCAAAAAGAAAGACGGUCCGCAGCCCCAGCCAAAUUUUAAAAUUCAUCAAGUCAUUGGCGAGAACAACAAUCUUAAUCAACGAAACGGAAAAAAAAAACAACAGGAUGGCAAGAAGAAAAAAGAAGAAAUCACCUGGGAUUCUACAGAAUCAAGAAAUUUUGGCUCCACUACCUCCAAACGAUUCCAAAACAGAGUGCUCCUAGAAUAUUCUUUCUGUAUGAAUGCCAUAUUUUAAAAAUAAAAUUCUUGUGCGCUCUUAGUAGUUUGCACAAGUUUUGUAAAGCAGA